UAAGGCAUCAGCGGCGAGUUCGAACUUCUUCUGGUGGACGAGAACUUUAUGAUUUUUCUCGUUGAUUUGGGAGAUUACGAGUGAUUUUUGAGAGGAUUUCUGAUGGAGGAAUCGCCAUUUUGUCACACUCAGCUACUGAGGGCAGGUCUUGGAAGACGUAGUUUUUUGGACGCGAGAAACUAUCGGUGAGAACAACUUAGGACGUGCUAAUCUUGUUGUUGGUAAACUGACUCCCUGAAGAAAUAGCCUACGAAAAAACAGAUCCACAGAAAAUAAUCGAAAAACAGACCCACAGAGUUCUAUGAUCUUUAGGCUAUUGUGCUCGGACAUAUUAUGUUAUGGGGCAUUUCUUCUGCCUCGUCGUGUUAAUCUCGUAAUUAAUACACUAGUCGGUUAAUCGUGGUACUUCUUAAGGAUGCUGGGACACCUGAUGUGUGGCAUGAGUGUACGAGCGUUUGGGAAGUGUUACAGAGUUUUCUUGGUGAUGGUUGGAGAGGACUGGGUGAUAUAAAUCUAGGCGGAGAGGUGGCUUUGCUGAUGGAUACGCUGGUUAAGUGAAGGGGUGCUCUAUUCAACGGUUCUUCGGAGGGGAGCGCCUCCAGCACUGGUGAAAAAAUGAUGCAAGAUGAAGAUCUGGGAGGUCCUGCUAGGAAAAAUGUAUUUUUCCAGGGUGCGACGAGACUGUCACAGAUAUACCAGAGUUACCUAGAUCUAUGGACACCUCAUGUUGUGUCGAGAUGGAUAUUCUCAGCUGCACUUUUAGUCACAUUUGUAUUACGUAUCUUCAUUUCACAGGGUUGGUACAUUAUUAUGUAUGGACUGGGAAUAUACCAUCUGAAUCUGUUCAUAGCAUUCCUUACACCGAGGAGCGAUCCAGCGAUGGAUUUUGAUGUUUCAUAUUUUUUAGAUGGAGACGGCCCGGAACUUCCGACAAGAUCAAACGAAGAAUUCCGACCGUUCAUCAGACGACUACCGGAAUUUAAAUUCUGGUAUUCUCUAUCAAAAUCCACAGUUAUUGCUCUCGUGUGCACCAUGUUCAAUUGCCUCAAUAUUCCCGUGUUUUGGCCGAUUCUCGUUAUGUAUUUCAUUACACUCUUCUGCAUUACGAUGAAACGCCAGAUUAAGCAUAUGAUUAAGUACAGAUAUUUACCAUUCACCCACGGCAAACCCAGGUACCAAAACCACGACGAUGUGUCGAGAUUAACGUCAGCAAAUCAUUAACUAUAUUUAUACGUGAUUGAAGGGGGUGCAACGUGGAAGAAUAAGAAGAAAAAAUCAAGUUUGUAUGUUCGUUUGAUUGAAAAUGUGUAAAUGUGUAGAUUUGAUUGAUUAUUUAACAUGUAAACAAUUGAAACAUUCUUUUUUUUUGUCAUUGAAAUACAGAUGAAUGAGUUAUGGA
Diachasmimorpha longicaudata is the source of this 1399-nucleotide messenger RNA. Its product is annotated as protein RER1. Gene Ontology annotation, biological process: retrograde vesicle-mediated transport, Golgi to endoplasmic reticulum; protein retention in ER lumen. Bases 616 to 1221 code for a protein of 201 amino acids. The transcript is spliced from 9 exons. Lineage: Eukaryota; Metazoa; Arthropoda; Insecta; Hymenoptera; Braconidae. Gene Ontology annotation, cellular component: Golgi membrane. The record is from RefSeq and is a predicted model, not a curated record.